Molecule: messenger RNA, 8341 nt
Organism: Danio aesculapii
Lineage: Eukaryota; Metazoa; Chordata; Actinopteri; Cypriniformes; Danionidae
Gene: mcc
Product: MCC regulator of WNT signaling pathway
Exons: 19
Coding region: 2-3037 (1011 amino acids)
Molecular function (GO): calcium ion binding
Source: RefSeq, a predicted model, not a curated record
CAUGAUGGCGGCGGCAGUGGCGGUGGAGGUGGAGGUGAGCAGCGAUUCUUCCAGCAGCACCGCGGAGGAGGAGCGCCUGCAGCGGCUUUUCCAGACGUGUGACGGGGACGGAGACGGAUUCAUUAACCGGAAUGAUCUGCUGAUGGUCUGCCGUCAGCUGAAUAUGGAGGACUCUGUGGCGGAGAUCAUGGGUCAGCUAGGCGCCGACGAGCGAGGAAAGAUCUCCUUCGAGGAUUUCACUCGCUGCCGCAUGCAGCUGCUCAGUGAGAUCCAGAAGGAGGAAGGACAGCUUUCACUGCGCUCCAGCGACUCCGAGAAGCAGAAACUUCAGGAACGCAUCGCCUCCUGGCCCACCAGCAGUGACAAUAGUUUAGGCGCUCGGGAGAGUUGGGAGUUUGAUUCAGGAGCCCGGGAUUUACAGAGUCCAGAGCUUCAGUCUCCAACACACACACAUCCUCAUCUUCAUCCUCACCUUCAUCAUCACCCGCAGAGCUCUCCUUUACUGCAGAAACUCCUGGAGCAGCCCGGUGUUCUGGAGCCUUCAUCUGGGGUCCAGCAGCUCCUGUCUCAGCCUGCAUCCAGCCGCAGCGGGGGCUACCUGGAGCUGGCCAAUACUCUUCAUCUGGCUGCACUGGCAUCUCUGAAGGGCGACGUGCUGGAACUGAACCAGCGGCUGCUGCAGACGGAGAGAGAGAGAGAUGCUCUGGAGAAGAGACUGACCACCGCACAGUGUGAGCAGUCUCAUCUGCUGCGUGAGCAUGAGGAGGUUCAGGAGAGGACGACGCUGCGCUACGAGGAGCGAAUCACAGAGCUGCACAGCAUCAUCGCAGAACUCAACAAGAAGAUCGACCUGCUGCAGGGAGCCACCAUCAGGGAGGAGGACGAGUUUUCGGAGCUGCGUUCGGAUCUCAGUCACAGUCAGCAGGAAGUGAAUGAAGACGAGCGCAGUGUGGAUCAGGACCCCGAUCAGGCGUCCCUCUCGCUGCCUGAAAACCAGUCCAUGCUGGUCACUGCAGACAUGGAUAACUGCAGUGACCUGAACUCUGAGCUGCAGCGUGUCCUGACGGGGCUGGAGAGUGUGUUAUGUGGCCGUAAGAAAAGCACCUGCAGUCUGUCUGUGGCAGAAGUAGACCGACACAUCGAGCAGCUGACCACCGCCAGCCAACACUGUGAUCUGGCCAUCAAGACUGUGGAGGAGAUCGAGGGCGCUCUGGGUCAUGAUUUUUACCCCAGUCUGUGUGAGGAGCGUGUGCGCUGGGAGAAGGAGCUGGCCGGCCUGCGGGACGAGAACGAGAGUCUGACAGCGAUGCUCUGCAGUAAAGAGGAGGAUCUGAACCGCACUAAAGCCAGCCUGAACACCAUCCGAGAGGAGCGAGACCGCCUGCGCAGACGCGUGCGGGAGAUGCAGACUCGUCUCCAGAGUGUUCAGCCCGGUGCUCCGCCCAGUCCCGGCCGUCUGACUCCCGCUGGACGUCCCAUAAACCCGAGCACUGGAGAACUGAGCACGAGCAGCAGCAGCAACGACAUCCCCAUCGCUAAAGUUGCGGAGCGAGUGAAACUGUCUAAAACCCGCUCAGAGUCUCUGCCGACAGAGAGAUCCAUCCUGGGCUCUGAGAUCAGCAGCAUUGGGGUGUCUAGUAAUGUGGCAGAACAUCUGGCUCAUUCUCUGCAGGAUUGCUCCAAUAUCCAGGAGAUUUUCCAGACCCUUUACUCUCACGGAUCCGCCAUCUCCGAGAGCAAGAUCCGAGAGUUUGAGGUGGAGACGGAGAGACUUAACAGUCGAAUCGAGCACCUGAAGUCUCAGAAUGACCUGCUGACCAUCACACUGGAGGAGUGUAAGAGUAACGCUGAGCGGAUGAGCAUGCUGCUGGGCAAAUAUGAGUCCAACUCUACUGCACUCAGACUCGCCCUGCAGUACAGUGAGCAGUGUAUCGAGGCAUAUGAGCUGCUGUUGGCUCUGGCUGAGAGUGAACAGGGUCUUGUGUUGGGUCAGUUCAGAGCGGCUGGAGUCAGUGCUGUGGGAGAGCAUGCGGGUGAGGAGAGCAUCAGUCAGCUCCUGAAGAAGGCUCACGACAGCAGGAAAACAGCAGAAAACGCUGCUAAAGACCUGCUGACGCGUCUGGACGGAAGCUGCGGCGCUGCGUUUGCUGUCACCGGAUGCAGCGCUCAGCCCUGGGAGAGUCUGUCCUCCAACAGCCACACCAGCACCACCAGCUCCACGGCGAGCAGCUGUGACACAGAUUUCUCCAAGGAGGACGAGCAGCGUCUGAAGGAUUACGUGCAGCAGCUGAAGAACGACCGUGCGGCAGUGAAGCUCACCAUGCUGGAUCUGGAGAGCGUCCACAUCGAGCCGCUCAGCCCAGAACUCAGAGCCCGCGGCGGGGGAGACGCGCAGAGACUGGACCUGGAGAACGCUGUGCUCAUGCAGGAGCUCAUGGCCAUGAAGGAGGAGAUGGCGGAGCUGAAGGCUCAGCUUUAUCUGCUGGAGAAGGAGAAGAAGGCUCUGGAGCUGAAGCUGAGCAGUCGUGAGGCUCAGGAACAGGCGUAUCUGGUGCACAUCGAGCAUCUGAAGGCUGAGCUGGAGGAACAUCAGGAGCAGAGACACACAGCACUCACCUCCACCUGCAGUAGCAGCGGCAAGGACUGUGGAGACUCUCCAUCCGUCAGUGUGUGUGAUCUGAGGAAUCUCAGUGAUGGUGAUCUGGCAGCAGAACUCACAGGCGCCCUCAGGAGAGAGAAGAAGCUGAAGGCUCGUGUUCAGGAGCUGGUCUCUGCGCUGGAGAGAUUGACCAAGAGCAGUGAAGUCCGGCAUCAGCAGUCGGCAGAGUUCGUCAAUGACCUCAAACGAGCAAACAGUAACCUGGUGGCGGCGUAUGAGAAAGCCAAGAAGAAGCACCAGAAUAAGCUGAAGAAGCUGGAGUGUCAGAUGAUGGCGAUGGUGGAGCGACACGACACUCAGGUGCGCAUGCUGAAGCAGAGGAUCACACUGCUGGAGGAGGAGACCUGCAGACCACACACCAACGAGACCUCACUCUGACACACACACACACACACACACACAUACACACACAUUCAUUACACACACACAUAAGCAAAAAUCUAAACAGUACUGAGCAGAAAUGAGUUGACCCCUCACAGAUCUCUCUUGUCUACUGCUUUACUAUAACAUAUUAGUGCAGAUACAUUAGUCAGUAGCAAAGACAAACCUGGAGCUAAAAUAGAUAAAUAAAAUAAAUAAAUAUAAAGAUUUUGUUAAAUGCCUCAAAAUAUAAUCUCUAUAUUCACUGAGAAAUAAAUACAAAUGUUCAUUUUCAAAAGGGAGUGUAUUUAUUUCUGCUGAGCACUGUGUAUAUAGACAUACACACACACUCACAGAUACAUAACACACUCAUACUAACUCAAUUCACACACACACAUCAAACACACACAUUCUUACACACAAACAUACACUUAACACACACACACACACACACACAGAGGAUGUUUACAGAGAGCCUUCAGGACGUCUCCAUCCACUCAACUCAUCAAUCAUUCAUGAGGAUUAAACCAGAAGACGUUUAUCAGGAUGUUCACGCUGCUCUUUUACACACAGAUACACACAAACACUCUAUAUCCCACACACUCUAUGAGUCUUCGCAUGAAACCACGGGUCAGACUUGCGCUUCAUUCACAGUGAGCUCUCAUUAGUCAGCAUUAAUUAUGACAGUCAAUAAUACACCUCUUACAGCAUUAUUUUCUAAAAAAUCCUUCAGUGUAGUGAUAUGGAGCUGUAAAACCUGCCGGAACUACUUUCUGGAAGUAACAGCACACAUUAGGGGCCGAUCACACCAAAGGCGCUUUACGUUCCAAAAACGCGAGGCGCAGCACUCUGCCAUGUGAUGACAAGAAAAAAAGAAGCACAGUGCAGUUUUUACAUCAAUACGCAGCGACUGAAUCUGCUGCACAUCGUGCGAGAGUAUUACUGUUGAUAUUUCUAUAAUAUUUAAUAGUGUUGUGAUUCAAGAUUUGUGAGUCCUACAGCACUGGAUAACUCAAAACUGCAACCACUAGUCUCUCCUCCAUCUUCAAAAGUCUCUGUAAUUGUCUUUACAACACAAUGGCUGCGUCUGAAAUUGCCUACUACUACUCAACCGAUUAAAAAAAGUACACUGUAUACAAUAUGAAUGUGAGCAGUAUGAAGGGAACUCAGAUCCGCCAUUUUAUCAUCAUCACAUGACCUACCCGUGUGAGUUGCGUCGCUUCACUCAAUAGACUGUAAAUGAUAUGGACGUAGUAUCCAUGACGUCGCCUAUAGGUUUCUAAAGAACGCAAAUGAAGCUACAAGUGGGCGUGGCCAGCUGACGCCAUUUUGUUCGCACGUCAUCGCACUGACCGGAGGAUACCAAACAAGAGCAAAGAGGCGAAGCGUGAGCGUGAACUACAGACACCUGCUAGCAUUUAGCUUAGACAGGCUUUACUUUGAGAGAAACGCUUAAUACUUCAUUACCUGCCACUCGUUUGUGUUCUGACCACAUGUGCUUGGCUGUACACUAUAUCAAUAAAGUGUUUAGACUUUUAAAAACACUGUAGUAAUACAUUGAGCCGCUAAACAUUGUUCUUAUGAUGUUUUUCUACAGGAGGAAAACGCCAAUUAUUUUCAAACACUUCAAAUUAGUAAUCAGUUUAGUAAUUAGAAAUCAAUUAGUGUGAGUAAAUGUAAGGCUAUUGAUGAAAUAACAGUGUAUGAUAACGUUUCAGAUCUAGAGCCUACAGCUAAUCAAUCUGUCAGAUUCUGGAGUGCUUUACAGCUCUAAAGAGAAUUAAAUUAAACAAAUACAUUUAUAGAGAUGAGAUAUAGGUAGAUAAUUUCACUCAGCUGGGAAAUGGAGGCUACUUGAACAGUUUGUGAGCACAAUUAAGUGCACACAGCGAGCUAAAUCAUCUGAUAAUUGCAGGAAAUAAUUCCAAAAGGCAGCUGACUGUGUAAAGCCACAUAAAACAACACUAAAAUACGACGUACAUGCUCAGUUCAGCAGCUAAUCAGCCGGAAUGAGCUGAGAUGAAGUGAUGGUGACCAGCGAGACCUAGCUGUCACUCAAGUGGCCACGCCCUUAAUUAUCUAACUUAAUAUAACUUAAUAUAAAGGAAACAGAGUUUCUCACCCCCUCACAGUUGUCAUGAAGGGUAAUAUUAGCUAUAUAGACCAAAAUCAUCUUUUGUACCAGGCUGUAAACAUGUUUUUAUUAGCUGUAAAAUUGGCCAGUUUAGCUGUUUAUCUGGAGUUCCUGGAGCCAGCCCCCCAGUGGCCAGUUCAUGAAUUGCAGUUUCAGUUUCUUCUGUAUUGGCUUCCCGAGGGAGAGCGGGAGGUUGCCACUUGCUUUACUCCCAUUCAUGAAUUCUUUCACGGUGCAUCAUGCAAUAGUGUAGCGUCCAUCCGAUGUGCACUUCUGAAUCUCGCCGGAAGUAGUACAGGGUGUCAGCGGGGUCUUAAAAGGUAUUAAAAGUUGAUCAAUCAAUUAUGAGAAAUUUAAGGCCCUUUAAAGGUAUUUAAAAGUCUUAAUCGCAUUUUUACGAGGUCUUAAAUUUAGUUAAAGCUGUGUCCAAAGUGUUUGACUGCAAAAUAGCAUACAUAUAUUUAUUAUCCUCCUAAUAUUAACAACGGCGUGCUUGAUCCACGCGAUCCACGAGCCGGGGUGCGUCCGGCAAAGCUCCUCCUUCCGGGUGAUGUCACGUAAUUUGUGACAAUCCCGGGAAGAUGAUGUGACGUUCUCCACAUGUAGUGAAGCCAUAGAGUGAAACUGACGGCAAAAUGGGAUAAUGGAAGUUCAGUUGGAGAUAGACAAGUUAAAACAGUGUCUGAAACCUGUCGCUGAAAUUAACCGCGUUAUUUAUUCCUUCAAGCUUUGUUUUUUCCACUUAUCUGCUUAUUCCGAGUUCUGUUGCACAGUUGUGUUCAAUUCACUUAUUUAACUACAACUACUGAUGAGCAACUGUUGAUUGAGUUAAAGGUUUGAUGAUGAUUAGAACUUGAAUUGGCGACGAGGUAUUAAAAUACUCUGAGAAGGUCUUUAAAAAGUCUUAAUAAGCUAUUGAAAUUACCUUCAGGAUUCCUGCAUUUACCCUGUAGUAGGUCAUCCGGGUACGUCUCACGUACUGUUUUUCGAAUUCUAUUAAUUCGACCAUACUACUCUGCUCACAUACUGUUUUUAGCGUACUAUAUAGUAUGGAAGUAUGCGAUUUCAGAUGCAGCCAAACACUGCAGGCACCUCAACGGAAACCCCGCCUCUGCUUUCAUUUGAUUGGAGAUUGAAAGAAACUCGACUGACGUAACGCUCUUUUUCUGCUCUGAGCUGCCGAUUUUCAACAGCGAACGCACAGUGUGCAACAGCAGAAGCGUGAGAGGCGCAAAAGCAGCACGCAAAAACACUCGUGGCCAUUAGUAAACCAUUCAAAAAAGGCGCCUCAACGCAAAAAGCACGUUAGGUGUGAUCGGCCCCUUAGAAUGCUCAUCAGCCAAUCAGAAUCAAGCAUUCAGCAGACCAGUAGUAUGUUAUUUAAGGUUAACAUUAAAACUACAACCAUUUAUAUUCAUUUAUUUUAUAUUAAGCUUAGUCCCUUUAUUAAUCUGGGGUCGCCACAGCGGAAUGAACCGCCAACUUAUUCAGCAUGUGUUUUUCACAGCGGAUGCCCUUCCAGCUGCAACUCAUCACUGGGAAACACCCAUACACACUCAUUCACACACACUCAUACACUACAGCCAAUUUAGUUCAUCAAUUCACCUAUAGCGCAUGUGUUUGGACUGUGGGGGAAACCGGAGGAACAUGCAAACUCCACACCAAAAAUGCCAACUGAUCCAUCCAGGACUCGAACCAGUGACCUUGCUACCCGCUGUGCCACUCUAAUAUUUAAUCAUAUGACAAUAAUAAUAAUAGUAUCAUUAAGCAUUCAUUUUAUUUUGAAUACUACUAAUUUCUUUCAUUUUUAUUCAUUAUUAAAGUUACAUAUUUUUUAAUAUGGUUAUAAUUUAACAUCAUUUUAACUUGAUAUAAUAGUGUUUAUUUUGUUUAACACCUUUAAAAGUUAACAGCAGAGAAAAACACACAUGAAUUAAACAGAGUACCUAUAAAUCUUACAUUAAUAAAUCAUCAAUGAACGUCAUAUGAUACAAUAGAAUGUGAACUUAAUAAUGCUGCGGCACAGUGCUUAGCACCACUGUCACCUCACAACAAGAAGGUCGCUGGUUCGAGUCCCGGCUGGGUCAUCUGGCAUUUCUGUGUGGAGUUUGCAUGUUCUCCCCGUGUUGGUGUGGGUUUCCUCCGGGUGCUCCGGUUUCCCCCACAGUCCAAACACAUGCGCUAUAGGGGAACUGAUGAACUAAAUUGGCCGUAGUGUAUGAGUGUGUGUGAAUGAGUGUGUAUGGGUGUUUCCCAGUACUGGGCAUCCGCUGUGUAAAACAUAUGCUGGAAUAGUUGGCAGUUUAUUAUCCUGAUAAAUAAGGCGCUAAGCUUCAGGAAAAUGAAUGAAGGAUAAAAUAUCGAUAACAGAAGAAAUCAAUAAUACUGAAGGCGGCGACAGCAACCUAAAUAAACUUUGUGGUUUGCGGUAAGAUCUGUGCAGAGCAGCAGGCAAUCGUAAUAUAAUGAAAUAUUGAUAAACAUGGAUAACCUCUGAGGUUGUAAUGAUGUUUCUAAAAUAAUGUACCGUGAUUAAUUAAUGUUGUCUAAUGAAGGCUUACUGUAAUGCUCACCCUACACCAUAACAACACGGCUCUUCCUACUGAGAUUUUGUCCUGGCUUUAGUCUGAAUAUCUAACAUUUCUGACAUCAAGAAGCAUUUUCUAGACAAGUAAAACAUAUCGUGUUGUUUUCAGUUCAUUUUGAGCUAAAAUGAAGUGAGUUUUUCAUUAAAACAAGCAAAAUAAUCUUGAAUUUGCUUUCAAAUCAUGUUAUUUAUCUCAUUUUAAGGGAAAAUUCACUUAAUUUUGACUCAUUAUUUCUAAAAUCAACACAAUAUUUUUUGCUUGUCUAGAAAAUGCUUCUUGAUUUAAGAGUUUUUAGGUAUUUGGAUUAGAAAGUAGACAAAAACUCCAGGUAAGAGAAGCAUUCGUGCAGUGUUUAGCCUUUCUGCUUUUCAAGCCAAACAUAUGAAUGAUGUGGAGACCAUGUAAAUCCUCUGUAUUCAUAAUUAUGCAGAGAAAACUCACAAUACUGGACUCAGAGGUUGGAAACUCUUGAAAGAAACCUUUGAAAGUUCUACAGCGAGUGAAUGCAGAGAUACAGAAUUAUUUUUACUCCUUUUUUUGUAUUUUAUUUUGUAUUUUUUUAACAGAAACACACAAAAAAAAAAGAUUUUUAAGCAAUAA